UGACUCUAGUCGAAAGCGACGUGUUACCGCGUUGCGUGUGUAUAUCUGGUUAUAUCCCUUGUCAAAAAGUUUAUUAGGUUGUUUUUUUUCUUCAUGUCACGGUUGUGAAAAUAAGUAACAGGAUUUACAUAUUCGUGAAUAAUAACGCCAAGUAUUUUGUAUGCCUCCUUACACAGCGUUCAAGCUUAUAAGCCUAACAUGAUCAAAUUAUUUUCGUUGAAACAAGCGAAAAAAGAUGGCGAAUCACCCAAGUCAGGAACGCAGAAAAAGGCAUCCGCGGCACAGCUGAGAAUUACAAAAGAUAUAAAUGAACUUAAUCUUCCAAAAACAUGUGGUACAGAGUUCCCCGACCCUGAUGACUUGCUAAGUUUUAAGUUAAUAAUCUGUCCGGAUGAGGGCUUUUACAGAGGUGGCAGAUUCACAUUCAGCUUUAAGGUCGGACCUAAUUAUCCGCACGAACCUCCCAAGGUCAAGUGCGAAACUCAAGUUUAUCACCCAAAUAUUGAUUUGGAGGGUAAUGUGUGUUUGAAUAUUCUGAGAGAAGAUUGGAAACCGGUUCUCACCAUCAAUUCCAUCGUCUAUGGUCUCCAGUAUCUCUUUCUGGAACCGAAUCCAGAAGAUCCACUAAAUAAAGAAGCUGCUGAGGUUUUACAGAAUAAUCGUCGUGUUUUUGAGCAAAACGUUGCUAAGGCUAUGCGCGGAGGUUACGUAGGGUCGUUUUACUUUGAACGGUGUCUCAAGUGAUACCAAGCUGGUAAGACAACAUUGUACGCGUUACUUUGGAGACUCGCUUCGAGAGAAGAUGUUACGAAACCACAACAGCCAUCGCCGCUACGACGACAACAACAACAGCAGCAGCAACAGAAUAAUAAUAAUAAUAAUGAGGGACGACGUCGGGUGCUCGUUGUCUCGUGUAAAUCCGCGCUAUACAUACUUACUUUCUUUACAUCUUGCCAGGCCUCCAAACACUUGAUCCAUCAAGUUUUUUAUGCUUUUGCCCAAUAAAAAAAAAGAAUUAUCCAACGAAACGAUAAUGUCAACGAGGAGGGUCGAUUUUUUUGACAUCGACACUUCGUAUUUCGGUGAUUAGACGUUCUUGAUAGGAAGGAAUAUUAAAUGAUAAUAACAAUAAAGAAAAAGCAAAAACGUGAAAUUUUCGUGGUUUAGUUCGCGGCACGCAAAGUACGUGGGCCUGAGCAAGAAUGCCAAAGAAUACAUCAAUGACGUUUUAUCACAAUUGUUGCACAUGGUAUCGACCUUUAUCGAAUAACAAUCAUCUCCACUCACGAGUUUUCGUAAUUCGUUCUCUUUAAUCUCGUUCAUUGUAGAUUAUAUUGAUAUCAUUUAACAGUUAUGAAUUUAGAUAGAUAUGCAUGGACGCAGCAUCAGUUUACGUACAUUUUUAUUCGUCCAUGUAUUUCAUGAUGAUUCGAUUUCUGCUGAAGGUAAAACUUGAAAAACACCUCGAGAUUUUGCCUCGCGCAAUCCGGAAAGUGCCUCUUGUUUAUAUUCAGUAUUUACUGAGGUUUUUUCGACUACCGGGCCACAGAAAUUGGUAGAUGUUUUGAUGUUUUUUCGUUUAUAAUACACAACACGUUUAGUAGAUUAGUGAAAACAACAAACCGAAGAUGAUUAAAUUAAUUAUAAUUUCGUUGUUUUCCAACGAUGUAAGAUCUUCAUCCCUAAUGAGCUUGUACACACGCAUAAAUUCACGCAUACCAAUCGAUCCGUACAAUAAUCGUACUUCAACAUAUAAAGACCGCGAAGUUUCGACUCUCGACGCAUUUUUUCAAGCCAUUCAGAUUAUUCGAAUAUCUAAAAUAUCGUUAUUAAGAAAGGGCUGCUCCGUACACUUUUGACAUUCGCAAUGAUCGACGUUUCUGGUGGCCAAGAAAUCGUACUGUUUCAGUCCAGAAAUCCUGGUUGCAUUAUUAUCAUUAUUAUUAUUAUUAUUAUUGUCAAAUGAAUGAAGAAUAAAUGAAAGAGGGAGCAAUCGCCCAGGGUUACGUUCUGAAACUUUACUUGAGUUAACCGUCGUUAACUCUCGACGUUAAGAAAUACCGAGUUGCCUCAUGUUUAUUGUAACUGUAUAACUAACUCGAGUUAAGUAUCGUUAACUCGAGUAACUACUCAAAACGCGCCCAAAAGGUUGGGGGUUUCGAAACUCGUUGUUGAGAUAAAUUCGAUUGUUUCAUCACUGCGGUUGUAAACGACGAAGGUAUGCAGAGAAGAAGGGGCUACUACUGAUGGAAGGAAAAUCAAUUGAAAUUAUACGUUUGGAUUGGUGAUUUUAGUUAUGUUGGCGAUUAACGAAUACAGUUUUCUCUGUUCCCCGGUCACUUGGGAUAUUGAUCGAUUUCGUAAAUAAUUGAAUGCAGACAAAAUAACGCGAGGAAGGCUUGCAUAACGAUCGAACAGGAGGGGGGAGUUGAGAAACGACGCACGACGUGACGUCUCAAAUAUUAAUGGAUUGUCGAACUAGAGAAGGCGAGGGACGAAAAGGGCGAGGGCAAAUAGUGUUUAUUCUUUGGCGAGUUUCCAAAAUGUGAGGCGAGAAUAAAUAAAGUUAUUAUAAGAAUUUCUUAGGUAUGACAAUAGAGCGACAAAAUUGGAAUUAUUGUGAUCGCCGCGUCGUUGGACCUCGCGCGUCUUGAUUAUUUAUUGAUAUUAGAAAAAUGCACUCGCCCAUCGACUGCUAGUUAUAUAAAUAUACGAGAAGAAUGAAGAAAGUCGAAUAUCAUCGAGCGGAAUAUGUACCUUCGGAGACGCGUUUAGAAAAAUAAAAAGUCUCAGCAGUGAAAGAAAAGAACAUAAAAUCUCCAUGUUUUCAACCUAAGUUCAUUAUCGGUAACAAAAGGAUAAGCUUUUUGUUCGCACCAUUUGAAAGAAAAGCUUAUUCCCAUUGAAUCUCAAACCAUUGCAAAUUCCUGGAACAACAAGAUUUGCAUUGAUUUCGAAGGCAGAAUAUUAUGAAUAAUUAUAUUUAGAUGCGGAAAUACAUAAAGAACAAUUGCCUGAAUGAUAAACUAAUUUAUUCUCGCGAUUGUUUUAAGAAUUUUGAAAUGUUGCUUUCUUAGUUUUCAAAGCGGAAAACAAUCGUGAAAAUGGUAUGAAUACAUAAUGAGCGUACACGUGCUGGAUCUCAGAGAGUCGACGUUGAUUCUCGUUAUUUUGUAUGCCCCAUUUGUUCGUAGAUAUAAUUUUUUCAUAUUUUUCGCAUGUUCAAAGUAUUAACUUGUAUAUCAACAAGGGAAUACGACGUAAUGAAGGAGUAUUGGGAAAAUGCUCGAUUUACGUGUAAGAAAUGUAAAGGUUUCGGUAUAAUAAAUUACGAUUUAAGGUCA
Molecule: messenger RNA, 3344 nt
Organism: Venturia canescens
Lineage: Eukaryota; Metazoa; Arthropoda; Insecta; Hymenoptera; Ichneumonidae
Gene: UbcE2M
Product: NEDD8-conjugating enzyme UbcE2M
Exons: 4
Coding region: 199-744 (181 amino acids)
Source: RefSeq, a predicted model, not a curated record